Oppiella nova is the source of this 731-nucleotide messenger RNA. NCBI's taxonomy places the organism in Eukaryota, Metazoa, Arthropoda, Arachnida, Sarcoptiformes, Oppiidae. The record is from the annotation of a GenBank genome assembly.
UGUACAUGGUUAUUUGCAAAUUUAUCUUAAACAUAAUUUAAAAAUAUUCACCAACGCAAUUUAAUACUGAAAAUUUUUCGCAUUAAGUUUCAUAAAAAUUAACUUUGUGCAAUAAUUACAUAUGAUGCUAAUAUUACACUUAUUACUACUAGUCUUAAUCGUAAUUAUUACCAUUAUUAACUUUUAUUAACUAUUAUUAUUACUGGGAAUUGUUUGCCACAGUAUUCGUAACGUAUUAUUAAAUAAAUGAAUCUUUAAUUUCAAAUCAACAGCUGAUGGACGGCACGAAUGGCACAAUUGAUUCACGCCUUCAGGCGGUCGACGGACUAAUACAUUCGGUGGCCAGGGAUGUCAGGCAAGCGACUCAAAUCUGCCAGCCAGGUAGCCGGGGUGCCGCAGGUGGCCCGGGAAGCGUAGGUUACCCGGGUAGCACAGGUGGCCCGUGUGUCGAAGGUGGUACGGGUGGAAAUGGUGGCAAUGGUACCCCGGGUAGCCCGGGUGGCGCAGGUGCCCCGGGUUGCGCGGGUGGUCCGGGUGGUGCUGGUGGCCCCGGUGGCACAGGUGGCCCGGGUGGCACAGGUGGUCCGGGUGCGCCUGGUGGUGCGGGUGGUUUGGGUGGCAAGGGUGGCGCGGGUGGCGCGGGGGGUAAGGGUGGCGCGGGUGCCCCGGAUGGCCCGCCUGGUGUUGAUGGCCCGCCCGGCGUCAAUGGUCCGCCCGGUGCCAGUGGAUAG